UGUGCGUACGACGCUGUCUUGGUCUUCAGUUUAGUUUGGCCUGAAAACAAGUACAACUGCUUUUGAUUUGUUCAAUUCGCCGCAGUCAGAUUUAAAGAAAAUUCAACGCUGAGAGAACUUGACCCACGUUUAUAUGUGAAGAAUGAAAAGAUUCGUAUCAGAAAAUUUGUGAUGGAACACAGCUCAAACACAUGUGAGAGGACGUUACGCUAUGUGAGAGGUUUGAUUGUCGCGUAGAUUGUUUCAAAAGUGCAUAGAUGAUGGAUGACGAAGACGAUGAAAAAACUUGUGCUAUAUGUUUUGAGGAGAGGAAUGAUAUAAGGAUGUUACCAUGUUGGCACGUUGCUUGCUUGAAGUGUAUAAUGGGUAUGACACAAAACGGAAAAAUUAGAGCUGUGAGCUGUCAUGCCUGUCGACAACCUUGUUUAUUUGAGAAUAUCCGGAGUCUUCCUCGACCGGUAAGAUGUCAAAAAUGCAAACUAUUUCUCAAAAGUCCAAGAAAGUUUUCUUGUUGUUCGAGAUUAUACUGCUUCAGUUGCAUCGAAACGAUUCAGUCUCCUGAAUUCAAAGUCCGUUGCCCAGCUAAUUGUAGCAAAAAACUUCAUCGAGUCGAAACGUUGCAGCUCGCAAGAAUUUGCAGUCUGUGCUUUCGAAUGCACACAGAAAACGAUGUCAAAUGUGGACAUUCAUUCUGUGGCAAAUGUCAAAGAAGGUUAAACGCCCAGAGACGGGAAUGUCCAUUGUGCCUAGCCGUUAAAAAUCCUUUUCCGGCUCCAAUCAAUCCAAUUCAACCUAAUCAGGAACACGUUUCUGCUUCGCUGGAAAGUUUGAACAAUGAAGGGAUCGUUGAUAGCCGGCAAACUGAUAUAUCUGAAAUCACAAUCUUCUCGGCGAUGCAACGUAUACGUUCGUGGCAACAGGGUAACACCACAAGACCCACUUCCCAUCGACGUAGCGCACGGUCUCAGCAACAACAACAGCAGCAGCAAGAGCUUCCGCAAUACACUAAUAAAGAAUUCAUGAUCGACCUUCCGAAGGGAGGAAUAUUCCUAAUAACCUUAGUUAUGAUGAUUUAUUAUCAAGGCCUUGGUUUCUUGAUUUGGAUCGUUUGCGGAAGUAUUUUGUAUCUGUCGAAUCCCACAGCUGUUUUUACUACAAAUAUUUGUAUUGCACUAUGGAUAUUAGCUUGGAUCGUUUCAUUCUAUAGCUGUUUUGGAUUAACCGUUUUUAUUGAUGUAAUCUACACAGGAAUUUCAUAUUUGAUUCAAAAAAUAACGAAAUUUUUCAUUAGGGACGAAUUUUUUGAACAAUUAGCAUCAAAAUUCAAGCUCGGUGUUUAUUUUUUUAUUCUUUGGUGGUAUUUUCCUCCUAUUAUCCUGCAUAGAAAUAUGCUAGGCUCUCUUGCCCCAAUAUUAGCUGAUAAAGUAAAAAUACGUGAAUUAGAGAUUUUAGGUCUCCUCAAUAGGUAAUCUUAUGUUAAUUUUAUGUUGCAUACUGGAACUUGUUACCAUAAUAUAUGAAUGUGCGUGGCAUCUUACAAUUAGUUUGUUGAGUAUGAGCCAUUUCACAAUCGUAAAUAUUUAGAGGUUUCCAUGCACACGAUAAUAUACUACUUGUGUAGUAUUGUCUAUAAUGGCAUUUCUGCACACCAUAUGCGUAAAAGAGAGAGAAAAACAAUGUUAAAAAAGGAACAAUAGACCGACCUUUGAUCCCAAAAAUAUGCUUCCUAUAUUUUACCAUUGCAAAAUUUUCGGGGCUAUUUUAAGAGUGCUUUUGCGAGUUAGCGCCUGUAAAAUGGGGUAUGUGUUUCAAACCAUCAUUAUGAUUCAUCGCAUA
Molecule: messenger RNA, 1836 nt
Organism: Styela clava
Lineage: Eukaryota; Metazoa; Chordata; Ascidiacea; Stolidobranchia; Styelidae
Molecular function (GO): metal ion binding
Source: RefSeq, a predicted model, not a curated record